Molecule: messenger RNA, 1532 nt
Organism: Oncorhynchus gorbuscha (pink salmon)
Lineage: Eukaryota; Metazoa; Chordata; Actinopteri; Salmoniformes; Salmonidae
Product: glyoxalase domain-containing protein 4-like
Source: RefSeq, a predicted model, not a curated record
UGUUGGUAAUACUGAUUAAUGUUGGUAAUACUGAUUAAUGUUGGUAAUACUGAUCUGUAAAACAAUAUAAUAUGCUUCACUUUUAAUUGAAAUACUCCUCGUUAUCUUGAGAUAGAUUUGAUCUGCGAUUCAGCGGCAAAUCAUUUUAUCUGUACCGAAAAACGUUGUCUUCCAUAGAAUCGAUACCAGAGCAAUCGAUUGCAAGGUUCCUCAUUCGACGUAGACAAACAGCGUGAAAAAUAAUCGUAACAUAAGUACACAGCGAACUCACCUGGGAUAUAAUGGCGUUGAGACGAGCCUUGCAUUUCGUUUUCAAAGUGGGUGACAGAAGCAAAACGGCCACCUUUUACCGAGAUGUGCUAGGCAUGAAGAUUUUGCGUCAUGAAGAGUUUGAAGAGGGAUGCAAGGCCACUUGUAAUGGCCCUUAUGAUGGAAAAUGGAGCAAGACAAUGGUCGGCUUUGGUCCAGAGGAUGAUCACUUUGUGGCUGAGCUGACCUACAAUUAUGGAGUGGGAGAAUAUCCUGGCAAUGACUUCCUGGGUCUGACUCUGCAGUCUAGCCAGGCUGUCAGCAAUGCUAAGCGGCUUGGUUGGCCCCUCACUGAGGUUGGGGAGGCUCUCUAUCUGGUUGAGGCUCCUGGAGGUUACCGCUUCUACCUGGUGGACAAAGAGCAGCCUCACAAUGAUCCUGUACAGAAGGUAUGUCUGGCAGUGUCUGACCUGCAGAAAUCAACACACUACUGGUCCUCCCUUCUGGGGAUGAAGGUGAUGGAGAGAAAUGAGGAGAAAAAGACUGUGCUGAUGGGAUUCACAGACACUCAGUGUAAACUAGAGCUUUACAACAUUGGUGGGACAGUAGAUCAUGGCACAGCUUUCGGAAGGAUGGCUUUCUCUUGUCCACAUAAGCAGUUGCCAGAUCUUGAAGCCCUGAUGACAAAAGAAAACUAUAAAAUCCUUACUCCUUUGGUUAGCCUGGACACCCCUGGGAAGGCUACAGUAGAAGUGGUCAUUCUGGCUGAUCCAGAUGGCCAUGAGAUCUGCUUUGUGGGAGAUGAGGCAUUCAGACAACUCUCCCAGAUGGACCCCAGUGGAAAUGCAUUGCUGGAUAAGGCUAUGGCUGAAGAUAAAAGUGAUGAGUGGUUUUCCAAGCACAACAAGCAGAAGGCUUCAGCGUAAAUGCUUAGAACAUAGCUGAGCCGUCACGGGUCUACUGGACAUCUCCAACUACUGUACCUGGAUGUGUUUGAUCACUCCAAUAGAGGUGUAAAGCAUGGGAUCUCUAAUUGCCUGUAUAUUUUGCCCCGUAUAUGGCAUUACCCUUCCAGCUGCACUACGGCAUUAGAUUUUACUCAACCAGAAGCAUUAUUUAGAGAUGUUUAGGAGACUGAAAGUGUACAUAUAUUUCAUUCAUACUGUGGCAGAAGCUCGAUGAACAUGGACAACUUAAAAAUGAAUCAUGUUUUUGUCUGCAAAGAAAACAAUUGUACCUGUUCGGCUCAAUGAAAUGAAUAAAACACUGACUUCAUCAGAACA